This is a messenger RNA of Dreissena polymorpha, 1943 nucleotides long. RefSeq lists its product as uncharacterized. The transcript has 3 exons. Lineage: Eukaryota; Metazoa; Mollusca; Bivalvia; Myida; Dreissenidae. Bases 390 to 1235 code for a protein of 281 amino acids. The record is from RefSeq and is a predicted model, not a curated record.
UCAGACUGCACCUGCACCUCACGUGAUGUGUCAGACGCUGUGUGUCAUAGCGGAUGUGUGAACGCUCUGUCUCAGUCUACCAUUCGACUACGUUUAUUUAAAAUAACGCGUAACAAUUUCUGCGAACGAAUAUUUAAGUAAAAUAUUUGGAAAUAACUAGUGACUAACAUGAUGUGAGUUUGGACACUGUGUAUUUUUGCUGACGUUGCCUACAGUUAAAAAGUUUUCAGCAAACAAGAGCAGACUGCGCGAACAGGUAAAAUAAAGAUCAAUUAUCUAGUUUCAGUCUUCAGACUUUGGCAAGCAUUUUGAACCAUUUUUAUUCAGAAAGUAUGGACAUUAUAUUUCAAAUGAAAUAUUUUUAAGGUAGACGUUUUUAAGGUGCGAAAAUGGAAAACAAGGAGUUUCAACUGGAUCUUCAAGAACUUGUAGAGAACUAUGCCUGGAAAAGAUUCACCGUCCAACUUGGUUGCAUUAAGCGGCUUUUUCACAGAAGAUACAAGUAUUACUUUGACAUUCCUUGGGGCUUUGUUGAAUUUUCGCACGAGACGACGAAAACAAACGAACGCCCACAAAAAGACGGAGGAAAAGACAAAAACAAAGUACUGUUCUUUUCGACAUUUGAUAACAUGUCAGAAGGACCACAAAAGUACACGUUUGCAACGGAAAGAUCGACAACCGCUACAACAAGCGUUGAGAUGCAAGAUAACUACACCAUAGGAAAAACAGCCAAUCUCGAAAUCGACCUCAAAGGCGUAAAGGUUGGUGUAGGUGUCAAUGAUUCUCUGUCCGUGACCGACACAAAGUGUGAAGAAUUCAGCGAGAUCUUAACAUGGAACAUCAACACGGAAAUCAUUGUACCGCCCUGGACCAGUGCUCGAGCAACGCUGUACAUCGUUGAAGAACAGUCGUUCAAGGAGUUCGAAGUUACCACAAGAAUAUCGCUGCGCACAGGCUCACUUCCGGUUUCUAUUCGACGGAUCAAGGACAACAAGAUUGUUAAAACCUACCGGAUAACAAAUCUGAGAUGCAUCUUCACCGAUAAGCAUGAUAAGCUGGUGAAGUUUGAAAAGGUGGAUGUUCCAAACAGCGAGAUAAAGGACGUCGUUCCGGUAAUCGUGUCAAAAGGUGUUUGCAAGAACCUGUCCUGGAAGAAUCAGCACGUGGAGCUUCAAUGUUCAGAAAUAAAACCCGAAGCUAACGAAGCCAGGUCGGCAACGAAUGUCGUAGACUAAACAUACACUAAACAUGAUGACUCUGCAAAUCUGUUCAUUGGUAGUUUAUUGACAAUGUAUUGAAAAUUUACUAACGGAAACUGUGGGAAAUAUAUAAUAUGAUGACAAGACACAGCGAAUGCAAUUAAGUCAAUAAAGUAUAAGUAAUGUUCAAUUCUGAUCUUCGUAUAUAAGAUAGUUGCAGACGAAAAGUGUAUAGUCCAACAAGGAACAACCAAGGUUAUAUACAUUGAAAUUAUAUAAUAUUUUCCAGUUAUGUUACUUUCUAUAUGCUUAUUAUUACAUAAUAUCUAUUUUAUGCAAUGUAUGUUUCUUAUCUUCAAUUGUUUCUUAUAAUAUAUAUUUACCAAUAUUUAGUGAAUUCUCUUACAUAAGGACAUACGUUUUUGCAAGACCAAACGUCUACCAUCGGCCCACGAUAUAGCGCUUAGGCCGAUUAUAGAUGUCCGGUCUAGCUCUGUCAGAUGUACUCGUUUAUACUGCAUAUCAUCAAUAACUAAAUUUAUUACCGAACUAGCUUUCCGUACUUGAAUUUGCAUUCAAUAGAUUACGCAAUCGACGACGUUUCGUGUUCAAAAUUUUCUGUGUCAAAACACACCAGUUUAAGAUUUUUUUGCUUUUAUUUUGUGACAAAACUUCGGACUCGCUUUGUUUUUUUAACAGUAAAGUAUGUUUAUGAAAAGCAUCGAAAUAAAAACGUAGUUCAGA